Molecule: messenger RNA, 573 nt
Organism: Epithele typhae
Lineage: Eukaryota; Fungi; Basidiomycota; Agaricomycetes; Polyporales; Epitheliaceae
Product: dynactin subunit P25
Exons: 5
Coding region: 1-573 (190 amino acids)
Source: RefSeq, a predicted model, not a curated record
AUGGAUCUUCCCAUAUACUACACUCGUGCAGAGUACAUUGAGACGGACACUGGGAACAAAGUCUCCCGUAGGGCCACCAUCUCCGGGCCUCAGAACAUCAUCUUGGGAGGGAAGACUAUCAUUGCAAGUGGAGCGAUAAUCCGAGGAGACCUGCGUAGGACAGGUCCAGGACAUGCGGUGGUCAUCUCACUGGGGAGGUAUUGUCUUAUAGGGGAAGGGUGUGUAAUGAGGCCACCGUACAAAACGUAUCGCGGAAACUUCAACUACUACCCUAUGAAGAUCGGCGACCAUGUGCACAUAGGUGCAAAUUCCAUUGUCGAAGCUGCCACUAUCGGGAAUCAUGUUGAGAUUGGGAAGAACUGCAUCAUCGGAAAGUUCACCAUUAUCAAAGAUUGCGCCAAGAUUGCAGACAAUACCGUCAUCCCGCCAAAUACCGUCGUACCAGCUUUAGUACUGUUCGGUGGCUCCCCGGGUCGGUUCAUUGAAGAUCUUCCGGAGUCGACACCAGAGAUGGUUGAAGCUCAGACGAAGCAGUAUUACACUCGCUUUCAACCUCUUCCGGCGGACAGAUGA